AGCCACCCGCGUCUUACUGCCUGGUUGGGUCUAGGGGUUUACUAAGUGUUUCCUUACUUCCGCCAUGUCCGAAGUCGCGCUCCCAGCUCCAGCUGCUUCCACUCCCCUUGAGAAAUCUUCAGCUGGUAAGAAGGCAAAGAAGCCUGCUAAGGCUGCAGCAGCCGCCAAGAAAAAACCCGCGGGCCCUUCAGUUUCGGAGCUGAUUGUGCAAGCUGUUUCCUCCUCCAAGGAGCGCAGCGGUGUGUCCCUGGCCGCGCUGAAGAAGGCGCUGGCGGCCGCUGGCUACGAUGUGGAAAAGAAUAACAGCCGCAUUAAGCUGGGUCUUAAGAGCCUAGUGGGCAAAGGCACCCUGGUGCAGACCAAGGGCACCGGCGCCUCGGGUUCUUUCAAGCUCAACAAGAAAGUAGCCUCCGUGGAUGCCAAGCCCACCGCCACAAAGGUGGCAACGAAAACCAAGGUAACAAGCGCUUCUAAGAAGGCCACUGGGGCGGCUGCUGCUAAGAAAGGUGUCAAGACUCCAAAAAAGGCUAAAAAGUCGGUGUUGACAAAGAAGUCCUCUAAGAGUCCUAAGAAGCCUAAGGCUGUGAAGCCUAAGAAAGUAGCCAAGAGCCCUGCCAAAGCCAAGGCUGUGAAACCCAAAGGGGCCAAAGUGAAGAUAACCAAGCCAAAGACCGUUGCCAAACCCAAGAAGGCAGCACCCAAGAAGAAGUAAGAGUUCUGGUUGGAAGCUGCUUCCAAUAAACCAACGGCUCUUUUAAGAGCCAC
This is a messenger RNA of Bubalus bubalis (water buffalo), 765 nucleotides long. RefSeq names its product H1.1 linker histone, cluster member (gene H1-1). The transcript has a single exon. Gene Ontology annotation, cellular component: nucleus; nucleosome. Bases 65 to 712 code for a protein of 215 amino acids. Lineage: Eukaryota; Metazoa; Chordata; Mammalia; Artiodactyla; Bovidae. Gene Ontology annotation, biological process: chromosome condensation; nucleosome assembly; negative regulation of DNA recombination. The record is from RefSeq and is a predicted model, not a curated record. Gene Ontology annotation, molecular function: structural constituent of chromatin; nucleosomal DNA binding; double-stranded DNA binding.